GAAGAGGAGGAGCAGCACGAGCAGCAGCACGCGGUUCUCCCGCCUGCCCGCUCAGGCCGCCGCUCCCCCCGCUCCGGCAGAAUCGCCCCUCCAGGAACCCGCAGGAUUUCCCAUUCCCAAACCUCGGCCCGAUGGAGGAAGAGGGCGCGGCGAGGAAGAGGAAGAUGUCCCGGGAGCCACAGGCAGGCACGGAGCUGAGCACGGAGCCCAGGGAGGAAAAAUCCCGGCAACAGAACCUCAUGGAAGAGGGCAUUUUGGGCGACUCCACGGCGCAGGAAUCCAGUAAGGAAGAAAAGCCCCGGAGAUGCCGCACAAGGACGGGCUGCAAAGGCAAAUCUCGAGCAUCUGAUGAGGAAAGAUCUACUCUGGCCCGGGAAGGUGGUGGGAGCUCAGAGCUGGAGACCCCUGAACAGCCUCAGGGUGAGGAGAAGCCCCACAAGUGCUCAAAAUGUGGGAAGAGCUUCAGGUGGAGAUCCGAACUGAUCCGCCACUGGAGAACCCACACCGGGGAGAGGCCCUACGAGUGUGACCAAUGCAGGAAGAGGUUUCAGAGCAGCUGCAGUCUCCUCCGGCACCAGCGGAUUCACACGGAUGAGAGGCCCUUCUGCUGCCCCAACUGCGGGAUAGGCUUCAAGCAAAACUCGCACCUCGUCAUCCACCGGCGCAUCCACACUGGGGAGAGGCCCUAUGAGUGUCCUGAGUGUGCAAAGAGCUUCAGCUCGACCUCCCAAGUGAUCAGACACCAGAGGAGUCACACGGGCGAAAAGCCCUAUGAGUGUGGAGAGUGUGGGAAAGGCUUUAGACUUAGGUCCCACCUGAUCGUCCACCACAUGAUCCACACAGGGGAGAGGCCCUAUGAGUGUGACCAAUGCAAGAAGAGGUUUCCCACCAGCUCCCACCUCCUUGUGCACCAGCGGAUUCACACGGAUGAGAGGCCCUUCCGCUGCCCUGAAUGCAGGAUGGGCUUCCAGCGAAACGCCCACCUCGUCAGGCACCAGCGCACCCACACCGGGGAGAGGCCCUAUGAGUGUCCCCAGUGUGGGAAGAGCUUCUCCAGGAGCUCUCACUUGAUCCGACACCAACGGAGCCACACUGGGGAGAGGCCCUACAAGUGUCCCCAGUGUGGGAAGAGCUUCUCCAGGAGCUCUCACUUGACCCGACACCAACGGAGCCAGCACUGAGGGAAGCCCUGCGAGUCUCAUGAGUUUUGGAUGAGUUUCGUGCGCUGCUCCAGCUCCAUCCCCCAUGGGAGCAUCCCCCUUGGAUGAUCCCCAGUGAUCUGCAGUGCCGGUGAUCCGUGUUGGGCAGACACCUGGCUGGGGGCUCCACAUCCUCUUGGCUCCCUGUGGCCUGGAUUUCUUUUUCAUUUCUCUUUUUCUUUCAAAACCCUCAAAAAUGGGGUAAAAAUAAAAAUUUCUAACACAGACCUGGAUGGGGACAUGGGGGAUCUUUCAGGGGAUGUGGGGGGUGCUGGGUUCAAGGGAGCUGAGGAUUCCAGGUAGGAAAUUAGGAGUUGCUUAGGGGUUUGGGCUCCCCAGGCCGAGCGGCUCCGGCUGCAUUGGGAGACCCUGGGGGAGGUUCUGGGCCAGCUGAUCAAGGACCCUGCCCUGGGACUGUUCCACUCUUCCUGGUGUGCCCUUUCCAAGAUGCCCCUCUCCUCAGUGUCCCUCCGCUUGCCCCCUGCCCGUUCCUGUAUCAACCCACUCCUGGUCCUGUCCUGUUCCCAUUCCACUCCAGAUCCCAUUGCUGGUCUCAUUCCCUGUCUCUGUUGUUUAUCCUCUGGAUGCCAUUCCCAUAUUUCCAGUCCCAUAUUCCCUGCACUGUUCCCAUUCUUCUAUUCUCAGUCCCAGUGCUGGUCUCCCAUUUCCUUGUUCCCUGUUCUGUUCCCAUAUUGCCAUUCCCAGUCCCGUUGCUGUAUUCCCAUUUCCAACCGCUGUGCCUCCUUUCUAAUCCACAUUCC
This is a messenger RNA of Prinia subflava (tawny-flanked prinia), 1960 nucleotides long. Its product is annotated as zinc finger protein 239-like. Lineage: Eukaryota; Metazoa; Chordata; Aves; Passeriformes; Cisticolidae. The coding region runs from base 132 to 1181 and encodes 349 amino acids. Gene Ontology annotation, molecular function: DNA-binding transcription factor activity, RNA polymerase II-specific; RNA polymerase II cis-regulatory region sequence-specific DNA binding. The record is from RefSeq and is a predicted model, not a curated record. The transcript is spliced from 3 exons. Gene Ontology annotation, biological process: regulation of transcription by RNA polymerase II.